AUGUAUAUUACUGAAGUGCUUUCAAACUGGCUUUCAUUGCCCGGGGAAUUGCACUUCGAAUACCCGCCAAACCGAAGUGAAUUCAUUGCUGAUCUCGAACGAAUAGUAGACGAUAAAGACGCGAAAGAAGAGAAUGUGGAAAAGUCUUUUGUUGGGAAAGAACAAGAAAGUGGAGAAAGAAGGCCUGUUGCAUUAGAAGUGGAGAAAAACAUUGAAUAUGACGAAUUUCCUUACCGUCAUGUGGAGGCGCCGCAUUACAUUCGGGAUUGCAUCGAGCAGCUCAACGAAAAAGAGGACUAUGCGAAAUUUGAAGCAGCUUUUCAUGCGCUAGAUCCAUUGAUCAGGCGGCGAGCUAUCGGUUAUGACGAAUCGGCGAAGGAGCUGUUAUGGAAACUUAUCGAACUCACUGAUCGCUUCCGCACCGAAAACUUCCAGGAGAAACGUUUACAACUGAUUGUAUCCUGUUUAUUGAUGAGCCCACAUUUGGGCAGUGUUGCUGUGGACUUUAUGUUCUCCAGAAGGUUUGAUUUCAAUUAUCAUUGUGAUGCCUAG
This is a messenger RNA of Gongylonema pulchrum, 552 nucleotides long. The record is from the annotation of a GenBank genome assembly. NCBI's taxonomy places the organism in Eukaryota, Metazoa, Nematoda, Chromadorea, Rhabditida, Gongylonematidae.